GAAGCCCCGAGCCGAGAACAGCACUGGGCCUGUCGUUGGCCGCGGAGGCCAUGGAGCUCCCCGAGGAAUCUCUGUCCGCGCGGCCGGCGCUGGAGACCGAGGGCCUGAGAUUCCUGCACGUUACAGUGGGCUCCGUGCUGGCCAGCUACGGCUGGUACAUCCUCUUCAGCUGCAUCCUGCUCUACAUUGUCAUCCAGAAACUCGGAGUCCGACUGAGGGCGUGGAGGCAGAGACAGCUGGACCAGGCUGAAGCUGUUCUGGAACCUGAUGUUGUUGUAAAGCGACAGGAGGCUUUAGCAGCUGCCCGUUUGAGAAUGCAGGAAGAUCUAAAUGCCCAAGUUGAAAAACAUAAGGAAAAACUAAGACAGCUUGAAGAAGAGAAAAGGAGACAGAAGAUUGAAAUGUGGGACAGCAUGCAAGAAGGCAAAAGUUACCGAAGAAAUACAGGAAGGCCUCAGGAAGAAGAUGGUCCUGGGCCUUCUACUUCAUCUGUCACCCCCAAAGGAAAACCUAACAAAAAGCCUUUGCGGGGAGGUGGUUAUAACCCUCUGACUGGUGAAGGGGGUGGAACCUGCUCCUGGAGACCUGGACGCAGGGGCCCAUCGUCUGGUGGAUGAAGCUAAGACUCUUGUUAGUGUCAUUGACAUUAGCAAGGUGGACCCUUAACCCUCAACUCAAUUGCCUUACGCACACUUUCACAGUGACUAGCCAAGAAGAGGCGGGGCUUAUUUCCAUUCUUAACUACCUGUAUUUUAAGGGCUUUGGUCAGUAUGAGAAGAGACAUUGCCAUUAGGUCACACUCUACUUAGAGACGAGACAGCCAUUAAUUUCAUGGCUACUUGCUAGUUGGUAGGUUGAAGACCUCUUGCUAUUUAGCAGACUUUGUGAAGGAGGCCCAGUGGUAAUCUUUUGGGGGUAGAAGUCCUUUCUGAUAGGACAGUCUCUGUGACAGAAUGCGUUGAAUGAUGUCUUCCUUAUAAAUGGUGAGCCCACCAGUGAGGAUUACUGAAGUACAGUUGAUGGGGUUUGCUUCUGUAUAUUUAUUUUUAUGUACAGAACUUUGUAAAAAAGAAAAAGUUAAAUACUUGAAAAGCAACAUUUUUAGCAUCUUUAUUAAACUCAAGGAAAUUUCCUUGUGAGCUUGACUUUGUCAGAUAUUAAAUAGCUUUUUGUCAUCCAGUCUCCAAUUAUUUUGCUUACUUCUCAUGGCUAGUGGCAGAUAGUCUCGGUGACUUUAAAGUUGACAGACUCCUUGAGUUUUAGUUGUUACAUUGGUAGGAUAAACAAAUAGCACAGCAGGCUGUGGUGGU
Messenger RNA from Chionomys nivalis (European snow vole), 1310 nucleotides. It is a transcript of the gene Selenos, whose product is annotated as selenoprotein S. Gene Ontology annotation, cellular component: Derlin-1 retrotranslocation complex; endoplasmic reticulum membrane; Derlin-1-VIMP complex. NCBI's taxonomy places the organism in Eukaryota, Metazoa, Chordata, Mammalia, Rodentia, Cricetidae. Gene Ontology annotation, biological process: retrograde protein transport, ER to cytosol; endoplasmic reticulum unfolded protein response. The record is from RefSeq and is a predicted model, not a curated record. The coding region runs from base 51 to 617 and encodes 188 amino acids. The transcript is spliced from 6 exons.